AAGGAAGGGCACCAGCCACACCUCCACUCUACACCGCAUCCCGCAUCCUGCACUCAACAACAACACCCACAUCCACCGAACCUCCUGAACCCCAGUCGCCACACUCUUCCAAGCAGCCUCACGUAGCCUCAUAUUCAUCCGCCACCUCCCACGUCGCCCAUCAUGGUCGUAUGUCUACUACUCUACUACUGCCUCGGCAAAGUCGCACAUUACGCCUUCGAUGCGGUAUUAAUAUCCGCCUUCCUCGCCGGCGUCCGCCGCUCAACUGGCCUUACUGUGAAGCCAGAUACGUUCGGCGAAAACCCCAGCGCCCAGAAAUGGUUCGAAAGCUACCUCUGGGUCGGCGAGACCGUCAUGGACCAAAGUGUCGCCUUCUUUGGUUCCAGUUCCUACUUUGAGCGCAAGCGAUAGAUGCGGGAUAUACCCAUCAGCGACAAAGUCACGGCGAAAUGUGAUCUGCGGAUGUGCGGAAGAUGAAACGCUACGCGAGGCGGGCGACUAGAAGCUCUGGCAGCUGGGGCUGGCUAGAUGAGUCGUGAUGUGUCGGGCACAGCUUGGCGAUACCUGGUUGGCAUGGAAGUUGGAUGAAGAGCACGGCGUCGAGU
Alternaria rosae is the source of this 605-nucleotide messenger RNA. RefSeq lists its product as uncharacterized. Gene Ontology annotation, cellular component: cytoplasm. The coding region runs from base 163 to 411 and encodes 82 amino acids. The transcript has 4 exons. NCBI's taxonomy places the organism in Eukaryota, Fungi, Ascomycota, Dothideomycetes, Pleosporales, Pleosporaceae. The record is from RefSeq and is a predicted model, not a curated record.